Suncus etruscus (white-toothed pygmy shrew) is the source of this 3317-nucleotide messenger RNA. RefSeq names its product kinase suppressor of ras 1 (gene KSR1). Gene Ontology annotation, molecular function: ATP binding; protein kinase activity. The record is from RefSeq and is a predicted model, not a curated record. Gene Ontology annotation, biological process: protein phosphorylation. NCBI's taxonomy places the organism in Eukaryota, Metazoa, Chordata, Mammalia, Eulipotyphla, Soricidae.
CGGCCGGCCACCCCGCGGCCCCGAUGCCGAGGUAUGGAUAGAGCGGCCGCGAUGGGGGAGGCAGAAGGAGCCGGGGGCCCCGGGCCGCCGCCGCCCCGCCGCCCGGGCGCUCCAGCAGUGCGGGCAGCUCCAGAAGCUCAUCGACAUCUCCAUCGCCAGCCUGCGCGGGCUGCGCACCAAGUGCGCCGUGUCCAACGACCUCACCCAGCAGGAGAUCCGCACCCUGGAGGCCAAGCUGGUCCGUUACAUCUGCAAACAGAGGCAGUGCAAGCUGAGUGUGGCUCCUAGUGAGAGGACUCCAGAGCUCAACAGCUACCCUCACUUCAGUGAUUGGCUGUAUACCUUCAACUUGAGGCAAGAGGUGGUACAGGAGAUCCUCGGCCAGUUCACGCUGGACUCCCUGCUGGAGAUGAACGAGGCCAAGGUGAAGGAUACUCUGCGGCGCUGUGGGGCCGGAGCUGAGGAGUGCAGCCGCCUGCAGUCCGCCCUCACCUGCCUGCGGAAGGUGACAGGCCUAGGAGGAGAGCACAAAGAGGAAUCAGGCUGGAGUGCUUUGGAUGGCCGGCGGGAAAGUGGCUCGGGGGCCACCGUGGACACCCUCUCCUCAGCCAGCCUGCCCUGGCCUGCUGGGAGCUCCCAGUUGGGCAAACUGGCCACCAGUGCCCAGAGCCCACGCUCUGUCUCCGUGUCAGCCCUGCCCACCUCGGACUCCCCAACCAUUGGCUCCAGCGAAGUCAUCCCAGACACCUGUAUCCCCCUGCACGCCAGCGGCCGGCUGACACCCCGCGCCCUGCAUCACUUCAUCACCCCCCCGACCACACCCCAACUGCGCCGGCACACCAAGCUCAAGCCUCCACGGACGCCGCCACCGCCCAGCCGCAAGGUCUUCCAGCUGCUGCCCAACUUUUCCACGCUAACCCGGAGCAAGUCACACGAGUCUCAGCUGGGGAACCGCAUCGACGAUGUCUCCCCGAUGAGGUUUGACCUCCCACACGGAUCCCCACAGAUGGUACGAAGGGACAUCAGGCUGUCGGUGACACACAGGUUCUCCACCAAGUCCUGGCUGUCCCAGGCCUGCCAGGUGUGCCAGAAGAGUAUGAUGUUCGGAGUGAAGUGCAAACACUGCAGGUUGAAAUGUCACAACAAGUGUACAAAAGAAGCUCCUGCCUGCCGAAUCUCCUUUACGCCACCAGUCCAAAAGAUUUGGAGGACAGAGUCCGUCCCCUCAGACAUCAACAACCCGGUGGACCUAAAAAAUGAUCUCCGCUUUGAAACUCUCCCCAAAGCACUGACAAAGAAGGAGCACUCACCGGCCAUGAACCACCUGGACUCCAGCAGCAACCCAUCAUCCACCACAUCCUCCACGCCCUCCUCUCCGGCACCCUAUCCAACCUUGUCCAACCCAACCAGCGCCUCUACGCCCCCCAACCCCUCACCCGGUCAGCGGGACAAUCGCUUCAACUUCCCAGACAUUUCUGCGUUUCCACAAGCAGCCCCAGGCCCUGACACACCAUCGGACAACACCAGGCCCGACAACCAGAUGCAGACAGACGUGUUAGAAGACCAGGAAGCGGAGCAUGAGGAACCCGAGACUGGUAAAUCAGAGGCCGAGGAUGAUGAGGAUGAGGUGGACGACCUACCGAGCUCCCGGAGAGCCUGGCGUGGCCCCAUCUCUCGCAAGGCCAGCCAGACCAGUGUGUACCUGCAGGAAUGGGACAUCCCCUUUGAGCAGGUGGAGCUAGGCGAGCCCAUUGGUCAGGGCCGCUGGGGCCGGGUGCACCGCGGCCGCUGGCACGGCGAGGUGGCCAUCCGCCUGCUGGAGAUGGAUGGCCACAACCAAGACCACCUGAAACUGUUCAAGAAGGAGGUGAUGAACUACCGGCAAACACGGCAUGAGAAUGUAGUGCUCUUUAUGGGAGCCUGCAUGAACCCUCCACACCUGGCCAUCAUCACCAGCUUCUGCAAGGGGCGAACUUUGCACUCGUUUGUGAGGGACCCCAAGAUAUCUCUGGACAUCAACAAGACCCGGCAGAUCGCUCAGGAGAUCAUCAAGGGUAUGGGCUACCUGCACGCCAAGGGCAUCGUGCACAAGGACCUCAAGUCCAAGAAUGUCUUCUACGACAAUGGCAAAGUGGUCAUCACAGACUUCGGGCUGUUUGGGAUGUCGGGUGUAGUUCGCGAGGGCCGGCGCGAGAACCAGCUGAAGCUGUCACAUGACUGGCUGUGCUACCUGGCCCCCGAGAUCGUGCGUGAGAUGACCCCUGGGAAGGAUGAGGAUCAACUGCCGUUCUCCAAAGCUGCCGAUGUCUAUGCAUUUGGGACCGUUUGGUAUGAGCUGCAGGCAAGAGAUUGGCCCUUCAAGAACCAACCAGCAGAAGCCUUGAUCUGGCAGAUUGGAAGUGGAGAGGGAAUGAAGCGUGUGCUGGCAUCUGUUAACCUGGGAAAGGAAGUCACUGAGAUCCUGUCAGCCUGCUGGGCAUUCGAGCUGCAGGAGCGGCCCAGCUUCACCAUACUGAUGGACAUGCUGGAGAAACUGCCCAAGCUGAACCGGCGACUGUCCCACCCGGGCCACUUCUGGAAGUCUGCUGAGAGCCGCAACUAUGGGAAAGGACGUCCUGGUCACCCCAACUUUAAGACCACCCGUCCUGUUCUGGAAGAAUACAUGAGCAGCAGCAAGGUUGUGCCCCGGUUUGAAAGGUUUGGCCUGGGCAUCCUGGAGUCUGCUAACCCAAAGAUGUAACCAGAGGGGCAGUGCCUCUGCCAGUUCCUAUUCUUCUCAAAUGUAUUUGUAAAACACCCAAACGAUCACCGAGAUGACCGCAGAACAUCACACUCUGUGUCUCCUCAAUGCCGAGCCAGAGCCCACCACCCUGACCGUGCCACGGAUGCACAUGGGCCAGGCAUAGCCAAGGCUACUGAGGACCCUGUGCCGACAGGCCAACAAUGUUUACACAUGUGCCGCAAGCGAACAUGCUGGCCCCUGAUGUGAUAACAACUGACCUUUCUUGGGGGCAAGCAGGAAGGACCACCCCCCUCUGGAGGGCUCUGGGGGGAGGAGGUGGCUAUGUUGGGAGGAAAGAAAGCCUGGUAAUGGAUGGUGUUUGGUCUUGGGGUCAUGAGAGAACCCAUGGGACAGGGCCCAUUUCUGCUUUGGCCUUAAACCCAUCACUGGGGCACCUUCCUCAAGUUCUCCCCUGGUUUGUCCCUUUCUCUUCUGAUAGGGCCUGGUUGGGAGGAACACUUCCCAGGAACCUAGCUGGAUUAGGAGAUUGAGGAGUUCCUGGAAACUUGGAUCCCCCAUCCCCACCCCCACCCAA